AUGGGAGGCAGCUUAUUGCGGUCGUGGAUAGACUCUCUGUGGUCAAGAAUACUGUCGAUCUUCCUGUUCCAAAAAGAGCUCAGUAUCGCUAUUAUUGGGUUGCAAAACUCGGGCAAGACUACUUUAACCCACAUGCUGGGGGGCAGGCCCUUUGAGCAGGAUACAGUUCCAACUUUGGGAAUCCAGGUAAGCCAGUUUUCACUUGAGAAUAGUCUUAUCAAGGUCUAUGAUCUGGGGGGGCAGACCAGGUUUCAAUCGCUGUGGGAAAGAUGCUUCAGUAAAGUAGACCUCAUAAUAUACAUGAUAGACCUAAGUGAUACUAUGACGUUGGAUGAAUCCUUUGAGAAGCUUUCGAAAGUGAUGCAGAUGACCCAGGAAGAUCGGAUUCCAAUGCUGGUAAUAGGUAACAAGAUAGACUUAAUUCAAGAACCGAAAGAAAAGCAAACCAUUGCAACAAUACCGACUUACAACUACGAUUCCAGUGAAAGGCUUCGAAUAGAUUCUACGAAUUCCCAUUUGUUGAAGAAUGCUGAUGUCCUGACCCGCCAAGUGGGUGUCGAUCUCAAGAAUCGACAGUUGCACAUUCCUUUACGAUCGUCAGAGUCGCAAGACAUCGAUGUGUUGCCUCUGAACAGGGAUAUAGCCGUGUUCACCAUGAGUUGCAGAAACGGGCUCUGCAUCAGUAACGUAAUAGACUGGAUUGUGCAACUUUGA
Molecule: messenger RNA, 714 nt
Organism: Torulaspora delbrueckii
Lineage: Eukaryota; Fungi; Ascomycota; Saccharomycetes; Saccharomycetales; Saccharomycetaceae
Exons: 1
Coding region: 1-714 (237 amino acids)
Cellular component (GO): lysosomal membrane
Molecular function (GO): GTPase activity; GTP binding
Source: RefSeq, a predicted model, not a curated record